AUGCUAAUGGCGCCUAUGAUGGCGCGAAAGGACAGCGGCUCGUGGUGCCGCCGGAGCACUGGUCGAGGGUGCGGUUGUGGCCGGAGUGCGGCCGGAGACUAUAAUCCGUUCAUUUCCACGCCAUCGACUAUAUUUUCGCGAACUUUGCUGGUUACCUUUCUGCUGAUGACGUUCAACGUGAACGUAUGCCAGGUAGUGCAAGCCGCGGCCAGUGCAAGUGCAAGUGCAACGGCCGGAAUUGAGCGACGACCUGGCGUAGAUCUGGUUCAGCCCGAUGCCCCAAAAGGGCACCAUUACGGAAUUACAUCAGGUGCAUCUUCAGCAGCGAUGCAUCAUGCCACCGGAGGAACAUCUACAUCCUCAGCUUCAUCGGUGUCCGCAGCGGCCCUGGUCGCCGGUAGUCUCUCGUCACCGGCGUCCUCUCUGACAGGCUCGGUGGAAAAACCCUACUUCGACGAUGUCAACUCGCGCAACGUGACGACUGUCGUGGACGAUACGGCGAUCCUGAAAUGUCGCGUGAAGCACAAAGGCGAUAGAACGGUUUCGUGGAUGCGCAAGCGGGAUCUGCAUAUACUGACAUCAAACAUUUACACGUACACUGGCGAUCAGCGCUUCUCAGUGAUCCAUCCGCCCGACUCGGACGACUGGGACCUGAAAAUUGAGUAUGCACAGCAGAAAGAUAGUGGAAUUUAUGAGUGCCAGGUGAACACUGAGCCGAAAAUAAAUCUAGCCGUUAAUCUGGACGUAACAGAUGAACGAGAAUUUGCCCAAGAUUUCUCCAAGUAUGGUCCAAACACUGGAGGGAAGCACUUUAUCGGUGCCAUUGGACUAGAUUUUCUCUCAACAGCCGCUCGUGCUAAGAUAAUCGGCUCCCAGGAGGUGCACGUGAAGAAAGGCAGCACCAUAUCCCUGUCCUGUGUUGUGAAUGUCCAUGCUUCGUCCAUUUCAUGGUAUCAUGGAUCAUCGAUCGUAGACUUUGAUUCCGCCCGCGGAGGCAUCAGUCUUGAGACGGAGAAAACGGAAGGUGGCACCAGCAGCCGGCUCAUGCUUACCAGGGCGACUUUACGCGACUCUGGCAAUUACACCUGCGUCCCUACCGGCGCGAUAUCCGCCAGUGUACAGGUUCACGUUUUGAACGGCGAACAUCCGGCUGCAAUGCAGACGAGCAGUGGCGUACCGUGCCCGACGCAUCAAGCACUUAUCCUUCUAUUUGUAUCAUUGAAUAGUUGUAAUUUUAGUAAUCUUAUCUUCUUCAUAUCAAACCUGCUCGAAACUGUACGUUUCCUGCUCACUGCAACGACCGUCAACUUCCUUGUUCACAUUCCACGACUAGCGUCCGUCGGUGUACGGCACCUCCAGUCGGCUAGCAUCGUUCUUUUUACACUGGCUUCAAUCGGUGUCCGCGUUCGAGGUGCUGCCCCACAACAACAGCUGAACUCGCGUACGUCGAACUCGGAUUCAGGUAUCGUUCAGAUGAGAUGA
Molecule: messenger RNA, 1482 nt
Organism: Anopheles nili
Lineage: Eukaryota; Metazoa; Arthropoda; Insecta; Diptera; Culicidae
Gene: dpr7
Exons: 7
Coding region: 1-1482 (493 amino acids)
Biological process (GO): synapse organization
Cellular component (GO): neuron projection membrane
Source: RefSeq, a predicted model, not a curated record